UAACAUGCAGCACGACAUCGCUGGUGUCCCGCGUGCGCACAGGAAGUGACAGUCCUUCCUCCAGCUCUACACGCGCUUGGACUCUCGUGCUUUACGUCAGACGGCUAGCGAGCUGAGCAGAGCACACACCCACGAACACACGCCUCCAACCGCAAACGACCACGCGAGACGCGCUCGGUCGGGAGGACCAACCUCCAGCAACUCGUUGCUGGCCUCCGUCUCGAGUCGACGGACGAGUCGGGCGCUUGUUCCCAGUGUCCGAGCCUGGAGUGAGCAGGGCGGGGAGGGGGGAAAAGAGGAAGAAGAGGGAGCAUUUGGACGUUUGUGUGGAGGAUAAAGAAAAGAAGCGCGAGAAGAGUUUGUUUCCACGCUCGGUGCUGCCGCGAGGCUGACAGGAGAUGUGCGGCGUAAUCUGGAUGUCCGAGGAGGGAUAAAACUUCAACAUCACCUACUCGGGGUACAAAUGUAAGAAAGGACAUAGAAAGAAUUUCAUACAUUCAUCAUUGGAUUGGAGCUUGCAUCCACCUGAGACCAUUACAAUGGAGUUGCUGUGGAAACUGGCAUUGCUGCUGUCGUUGCUCGACUGCCUGGCAGGUAACAGAUUUUUGCUUAGGCCUGUGUUCACCAAACAACCCGGCAGCGUGGUGUUUCCCCUUCAGCCCGGAGAGAAUCAGAGAGAGGUGGUGUUUAGCUGUGAGGCCCAGGGCCAUCCCCUGCCGUCCUACAGGUGGAGGCUAAAUGACACUUUCAUCAUUCCGACACCAAGGUCACGAUAUUCCCUCAUGGGAGGAAACUUGCAUAUUACCCAACUGAGUAAGGCAGACGAUGCUGGCAUAUUUCAAUGUCUGGCAUCAAACUCAUUUGGCACCAUUGUCAGCAGAGAGGCUAGUCUUCACAUUGCCUACUUGGAGAAUUUCAAGAGUCAAAGAAGAAAUCCAGUGAGGGUCCGUGAAGGUCAAGGCGUGGUCUUACUGUGUGGCACACCCCUCCACUCUGGAGAGCUUACCUUCACAUGGAUCUUCAACGAGUACCCGUCGUUCGUCAUCCAGGACACACGGCGAUUCGUGUCCCAGAAGACAGGCAACCUCUACAUUGCCAAAGUUGAGCCCUCCGACGUGGGCAACUACACUUGUGUAGUCACCAACACAGUCACCAAAAGCAGUGUUCAGGGACCACCUACACCCCUUGUCCUUCGAGUAGACGGUGUAAUGGGUGAAUAUGAGCCAAAGAUUGAGGUACAGUUCCCUGAAGUUGUCCCUGUCGCCAAGAGCUCAACUGUCACGCUGGAAUGUUUUUCACUUGGAAACCCAGUGCCAACCAUCAGCUGGAGGAGAGUCGAUGGAGGCUCUUCUGGAAGAAAAGUGGACAUCAAUAAAGCCAACGGAGUGUUAGAAAUCCCUUACUUUCAGCAGGAGGAUGCAGGGCUGUAUGAAUGUUCGGCUGAAAACAGCAGAGGAAGAAACUCUGUAAAAGGAAAGCUGUCCUUCUAUGCUGCACCUCAUUUGACUGAGAAGCCCCCAGAUGCUCAGAAGACUAUUGAUGACACUCUGGUGUGGGAGUGCAAAGCCAGUGCCAAGCCUAAACCCUCCUACCGUUGGCUGAAGAAUGGAGAGCCCCUGGACCUGAAGGAGGACCGAAUUCAGGUGAAUAACGGAGUGUUGACCAUCAGUAACUUAAAUCUGGCUGACAUUGGAACCUACCAGUGUGUGGCUGAGAACAAGCAUGGGAGAGUCUUCACCAAUGCUGAGCUUCGAGUCAUAGCCAUCGCCCCAGACUUCGCACAGAAUUUGUUGAAGGCCCAAACUCUGGCCCGACAGAGCGGUGAUGUCCUGAUUGAAUGCAAGCCCAGGAUGUCUCCCUGGGGUGUGAUUUCAUGGAAGAAAGGAAAAGAAGCCUUAAGAGAGAGCCACAGAGUUACUGUCUUGGAUAAUGGGAACCUUCGUAUUUCCAAUGUGUCGAAAAUUGAUGCUGGUCUGUACACAUGCGUAGCCAGAAACCAGUUUGGCGUCGCCAGCAGCGCCGGCAGCCUUUUGGUUAAAGAGCCAACAGUGAUCACAAGCCCAGCUGGUCAUCUGGACGUGACGGUGGGGGAAAGCAUUGUGCUGCCAUGCCAGGUGUAUCAUGACCCCACACUGGAUCUCAAGUUCACAUGGUUCUUCAACGAGCAGCUCAUCCACUUUGGCAGUGCUGGGGCUUAUUUUGAAAGAGUUGGGGGUCGCUCUGCCGGGGACAUAAUGAUCCGGAAUAUUCAGCUGAGGCAUGCUGGGAAAUAUACAUGUGCAGUUCAGACCAAGGUGGACAGUGUGUCUAUUGCCACUGAUGUAGUGGUUCGAGGUCCUCCAGGCCCCCCUGUGGACUGUCAAGUGAGUGAGAUGACAGAGACCACAGCACUUUUGACCUGGGGACCUGGAAUGGACAACCACAGCCCCAUUCUAAGCUAUACCAUCCAGGCCAGGUCGCCCUUCUCUCUUGGGUGGCAAGCAAUUACCACUGUUCCUGAGCUGCUCGACGGAAAGCAGCUGUCGGCCACUGUAAUUGACUUGAAUCCCUGGGUGGAGUACGAGUUCAGAGUACUGGCAACCAACAGCAUUGGAACAGGAGAGCCCAGCAAAGCCUCUAGAAAGGCCCGCACCAAGGACACAAUUCCCAGGGUGACUCCGGCUAGAGUGAAUGGCGGUGGUGGUGGACGUUCAGAACUGGUCAUCACUUGGGAGCCUGUUCCAGAGGAGCUCCAGAGCGGCCCCGGUUUUGGCUAUGUGGUGGCCUUCCGCCCACUCGGCGCGCAGGGUUGGAUGCAGGCUGCUGUCACAUCCCCUGACGCCUCCAGAUAUGUCUUCAAGAAUGAGAGCAUCCCCCCUUAUUCAUCUUACCAUAUCAAAGUCGGGGUUUACAACAACAAUGGAGAAGGGCCUUUUAGUCCAGUGGUUACCAUCUACUCAGCAGAGGAAGAGCCCAGCAGAGCACCAGGGAGGUUGAGGGCGAAGAGCGUCUCAGCAUCUACGGUGGAGGUCAGCUGGAAGCCUCUGGCCUGGACCAAUAAUCGCAGACGCAUCUUGGGCUAUGAGUUGCAGUACUGGGGGGUAAAGGAGAAGCAGGAGGCAGCCAGUGUGAUUAGGACGGUGGGGAAUAAGACUUCAGUGCACAUCAGGGAUCUGGAGGGCAGUAGUACCUAUUUGAUAUCCCUACGAGGUUAUAACAGUGCUGGAGUGGGUCCACAGAGCAACAUUGUCAAUGUCACCACCAAGAAACCUCCACCCAGUCAGGCCCCCAACAAAAUCAUGUGGAACACUUCCAACUCCAAGGUCAUCCUGCGCUGGGACCAAGUACACGCUCUGGACAAUGAGUCUGAAGUUACGGGUUACAAGGUGAUGUACAGCCAGGACAAACACAGCCGCCCCAGUGUGGUGGAGACAAACACCACAUCCUUAGAGUUGUCACUGCCGGUCAACGAGGACUACGUCAUCCAGAUUAAACCUUUCAGCGAAGGCGGGGAGGGCAUCAGCAGUCAGCAGAUUACAAUCCCCAAAAUAGCAGGCUCCAUCGCCACGGGGGCCUCAGUGUCUUCAUCACUUCCUGUGGCCAACCUUGCCGUGCUCAUCCUCACAGCCAGGACCGUGCUAUGACCAACGUUUGCAGGAAGUCAGCGCUGCAGUCUAACAUCAAGAGAAUGAGCAGGGCAAAGGCGAGAGGCCAGGGAUCCUUGUCUUCAUUUUCACCUGCUUCCCACCUGGCUGUGGCAUUUGUUCUCUUCUAGCUGCGAAGAUUGCCUCGUGAAGAAAGCACUUCAUCCCUUGUUAAGAAGUUAUUUAAAGGAACUGGUCCUUUAAGAAGUGGCGCUUAUGUGACAGGAAUUGACCUGCAGUCUUUCUGGAUGUUUUUUUUUGUUGUUGUUGUUGUUUCCGCACUUCUAAUAUAUGGAUAGUGUCAUGGAUUGGAGGUUGUGUACUCGUGGACUUUUCCCAAAUUUUCCUUCUGCCGUAUGGGGACAAGAAGCGCUUUUAUAAGAAAUGCAGAAACAAGUGACGUUCUAGUUAAGCGCUGUUGAAGACAAAAUUCCUCUUGCUCCAUGUAGACUGUGUGUUGGAACACACACAAAAAAAAAAGAAUAGUUGCUGAUUCCGGGCGAAACAAGUGAGCCUAUUGCUUUGCUUUGCGAUUAACUCCAAUUUGGGACCUCUGUGACUUUACCUGGAUCUUAUUGAUGCUUUUAUGUUUUCAGUCUGCAUCCCAUCAGCCAUAAAACAGACUGUAACCAAAGUUGUGAUUCAUAGACAUGACAAGGCCAAACCUGCUGAUGUUGUGAGCGCUGGUGAAUCAAUGUCUUACCUUCCUCAUCCAUGUUUCCUCCUCACCAAGUGCAUAAUGGUGGCACGCUGAGAGUUGUACACUCGAUGUAUGGAAUCCUCAGGUCCCAAUUGAGCCUUAAGUCUUCUAAUUAGGAUCUGUGCUGUUGUGAUGAGUCAACAUUUCCGUUCAUUUAUACUCCCUCGUUUUUCCACGUUGUAUGUAUGUUCUGCGUACUUUGGGGUAAUGUGGGCUCAAACAAUACACCUUUCCCCUGUCUUUCAUCGUGAGAAACUGAUCUUUCUGAUUUACUUCGAGAGGAUGGAUUAUUUGUCAUUUGCUGUUAUCGGAUUGGGAUUGGCAAAUUUGCCAGAUGUUUGGAUGGUUCAACAAGCUUUUAAUAAACAUGAUGCCAUUUUC
Molecule: messenger RNA, 4704 nt
Organism: Phyllopteryx taeniolatus (common seadragon)
Lineage: Eukaryota; Metazoa; Chordata; Actinopteri; Syngnathiformes; Syngnathidae
Gene: cntn3a.1
Product: contactin 3a, tandem duplicate 1
Exons: 23
Coding region: 540-3623 (1027 amino acids)
Biological process (GO): cell-cell adhesion; brain development
Molecular function (GO): cell-cell adhesion mediator activity
Source: RefSeq, a predicted model, not a curated record